Neopsephotus bourkii (Bourke's parrot) is the source of this 1782-nucleotide messenger RNA. RefSeq names its product lymphotactin-like. Gene Ontology annotation, biological process: cellular response to type II interferon; positive regulation of ERK1 and ERK2 cascade; cellular response to tumor necrosis factor. Gene Ontology annotation, cellular component: extracellular region. Gene Ontology annotation, molecular function: chemokine activity; CCR chemokine receptor binding. The transcript is spliced from 3 exons. The record is from RefSeq and is a predicted model, not a curated record. NCBI's taxonomy places the organism in Eukaryota, Metazoa, Chordata, Aves, Psittaciformes, Psittacidae. The coding region runs from base 516 to 887 and encodes 123 amino acids.
AUGAUGAAGAAAAAAGAAGAGUUUUGACAAACUCCACCACACAUAGGAAACAGGAGUGAUAGAAUAGCAAAGCAAAACAUUAAAGUGACCAUCUAUAGCCACUAUGGAAAAAGCCAAGGAGAUUUUGUUUCCACCAUCCUUUAGCUCAGAGUUCCCCUUUUAAGUGGUACAUUGUCAAGGGGGUAGCUCUGAAAGUUACACUGUGCCUCUGCAGUGCAGCUCAGCUACAGCUCUUGAAUGGAGGUGUGAAGGGACAGGAACAUUUGGUAGUUUCCACUACAGAACAAGAGCUCUCACUUUUUGCAGCUUGAAAUAAACCCUACCUGCAACACAGAAGCAAGUGCGACCACAGCAGGGUUUGCGCAGGAAAACCUUCACAGGGGGCCUAGUGAAGGAUGGGUGGGGGAAAGGAGGUGGUUCUCUGUCACCAGAAAAAGUACUGACACUCAAUUUUUUCCACUUAAAGUCAGCCCCACCAUGACGCCCCAAAAGUGAACACAGGAACUGACCACUGAAUGACAACAUAUAAACUCUGUGAAAGAGGGCUGACAGUAGCCGCUUUCUUCCCUGCUGUGACAAAGAAGCCACCAGCAAUGAAACUCCACACUGCAGCUAUCCUCCUCAUCUUCUGGCUUGCCAUGUUCACUGUGCAUGAGGUGAAAGGGAGUGCUGGAAGCCAGCCCAUGCGCAGAUUCAGCUGUGUACAUCUGUCUACAAGGCAACUGAACAUCCGAAAUCUUGUCAGCUAUGAAAAACAACAAGUUCCGGUAAACGCCACCGUGUUUAUAACCACAAAAGGUAUCAAGAUCUGUGUAAACUCUAAUCAGAAAUGGGUGCAGACCGCUAUGAAGAAAAUAGACCAAAGACGUGCCAUCAAAGGCAAAUAAUCCUGUCCCAGGCAAGCAUCUAAGGCCAGCUAAAUGGAAUCAUCAUCAGUGCUGCACAUAACAAAGAAUAAAGCCUUAGUAUUUGCUUUUCAUUCCUACUUAUUAAUUGGCAAUAAAAUCUCUGAAGAAACAGAAACUCAUCAGAAUCUCACUGUUUGAAUGUCUGCUGACUUGUUUGUUUUAUAGCUGGACUCUGUUACACUGUUUAUCUUCUGAAAUGCUUGCUACUAUUUAUUUACAAAUGAGUGUAGAUACCUUCUCAUCCUUGCUGUCCUGACCAGUAUAGCAUUUAUAGGUGAAUGGCACAUUGCUUCACAUACUGGAGGGAAGAUGACCUCCACAGAGCUGAAUGAGCGUAGGCCUCCAUCCUGAUGGAGGUCAGAGUGUUUUGCAUUGAGUGCUGGGUUUGAGAAGGUGCUAAAUAAUUUAAUGGUUGCUCAUACCUUUAUAAUGUACAAGUAAAGUAAUCUCAUGCUUCAGGCUACCACAUGAUCAGUGCAAUAAUCAGGAGAUGAUCAUUCCAUUUUUAUACACAGCAUUGCACUAUUAGCUCAGUUGACAAUGAUGUAUGGACACUCUCACCAAGGGAUGAUGUGAAGGAGUUCAGUGUAACUCUGAAAGGUUACUUCACUUUCACCCUCCUGUGAAACAAAUCUGAAAUAAUUGUUUUACUUUCUUCUUUGCUUUUCUCUGAAUAAGCAAGAACAAACCAUGUCUAGAAUCUGUAUUUCACAAAAUCAUAGUAACUCUCUGCCCUAGAGAUCUAUGUAUAUGUAAAUGCCUUAUAUUUUUAAAAUUGAUAAAUUCUACUAACAGAAGGUUUUGAAUUUUAAUAAAGUUACUAUAAACCUGGAAUCAAAUGGUACAUUUGUCUGCUUGUAUGUAAUGCAGAUGG